ACUGGUGGGCACAGGUGGGUGGGCACAGGUGGGGCACUACUGGGCACAGGUAGGUGGCACUUCUGGGCACAGGUGGUGACACUGCUGGGUGGCACAGGUGGGCGCACUGCUGGGCACAGGUGGGCGCACUGCUGGGCACAGGUGGGCGCACUGCUGGGCACAGGUGGGCAGAACUUGUGGGUGGCACUGCUGGGCACCGAUCAUCAGGGCACUGCUGAUCACGUGAUGUGGUAAAAGGUCAAUCACAGCGGCCUUUUACCAUGUGAUCAGCCGUGUCCAAUGACACGCUGAUCACAGGGAAAUGCAAUUGCCGGUUCUCGGCUGCACUUUCCUCAUACUGUCAAAGCAUGAGGAAAGUACUGCUGAGAACCAGCAGUUG
Staurois parvus is the source of this 379-nucleotide messenger RNA. The record is from the annotation of a GenBank genome assembly. NCBI's taxonomy places the organism in Eukaryota, Metazoa, Chordata, Amphibia, Anura, Ranidae.